AUAUGAGCGUAAUGUGUUGCAUAGGAUCAAACUUCCCAAGUCCAGGUUCGUGACCGGGAUUCCAAAUCAGUUUCCAAAUCGAGGUAUAUAGCCUCAAAGGUUAAAAAACACUUACCAAAAGUCACGUUAUAGAUGAAAGCGCCACUAUUCUAUGUACAUUUUGCAGACAAAGCGGAUCUGUUCGAUAUUGGGGGGGGUGUUCAGCACCAGAGGAGGUAUUGGUGUGACUCAUGCGUGCGUAGUAACGAAUAAAUAGUCAAUGCACGCGGCUCUAAAUAUCAGCAAAUCAAACGUAGGCUACUUCUCUAAAAAGGUCACUGUGGAUGGGAUUUUGUAGACUGAUAUUGAACUGAUAUUCAAAACCCUGUUUUUCUUGAAGUGUCAAAAGCGCACCAGACGUUGCGUUGCGUUGCCAACGGACUUUAUUUCAUCAUCGUCCCAUAGUUUCUUUCUGGGGCUCUACUUGGUCACCUGUACCCACCCUCAGCACGGAGUGAUGGCGGCGUCUGCACCUUCCUCGUCUGGCAACGAACCGGAUCCCAACUCGACAAAUUUACGACCACCAGGCUCAAGCUAUGACGCUUGGUGUGGAGUUGCUCACGGAUGUUCUAGAAAAUUGGGAAUGAAGAUAUGUGGAUUUUUGCAGAAGAACAACAACCUCGAGGAGAAGAUUAGUUCCUUCAAGGAAAGAUCGUCUAAGGACCUGCUGGAUAACAGCGACAGGGAUUCCCGUUUCAGACGCACCGAGACGGACUUUUCCAAUCUAUUUGCUAGAGAUUUAUUACCAGCUAAAAAUGGAGAGGAGCCAACUAUGCAGUUUUUGUUGGAGGUGGUGGAUAUUCUCACAAACUACGUCCGGAAGACCUUCGACAGAUCCACCAAGGUCCUGGACUUCCACCACCCCCACCAGCUGCUGGAAGGCAUGGAGGGCUUCAACCUGGAGCUAUCUGACCAACCUGAAUCUCUGGAGCAGAUCCUGGUGGACUGUAGGGAUACCCUGAAAUAUGGAGUGAGAACAGGUCACCCCAGGUUUUUCAAUCAGCUAUCUACUGGCUUAGACAUCAUUGGCUUGUCAGGAGAAUGGCUCACCUCCACUGCAAACACUAACAUGUUCACCUAUGAGAUUGCCCCAGUCUUCGUGCUCAUGGAACAGCUGACGCUGAAGAAGAUGAGGGAGAUCAUUGGCUGGCCUGAUGGAGAGGGCGAUGGGAUCUUCUCACCAGGUGGAGCGAUAUCCAACAUGUACAGUGUGAUGAUCGCCCGCUACAAAUUCUUCCCUGAAGUCAAGACCAAAGGCAUGACUGCUGCCCCCAGACUGGUGCUCUUCACCUCCGAGCAUAGCCACUACUCUAUAAAGAAAGCCAGUGCUGCUCUGGGCUUUGGAACAGAAAACCUGAUCCUGUUGAGCACAGAUGAGAGAGGGAGAGUCAUUCCCGCUGAUUUGGAAGCCAAGGUCAUCGAUGCCAAGGCGAGGGGUUGUGUCCCAAUGUUCGUGAACGCUACAGCUGGUUCCACAGUGUAUGGAGCAUUCGAUCCCAUCCACGAGAUUGCAGACAUCUGCGAGAAAUACAACAUGUGGUUACAUGUGGAUGGUGCGUGGGGAGGAGGCCUACUGAUGUCCAGGAAGCACAGGCACAAGCUGUGUGGCGUAGAGAGGGCCAACUCGGUCACCUGGAACCCUCACAAGAUGAUGGGUGUGCCACUGCAGUGUUCUGCCAUUCUGGUCAGAGAGAGGGGAGUUUUAUCAGGCUGCAACUCCAUGUGCGCUGGCUACCUCUUCCAACCAGACAAACAGUACGAUGUAUCGUACGACACGGGGGACAAGGCCAUCCAGUGUGGACGACAUGUAGAUAUCUUCAAAUUCUGGCUCAUGUGGAAAGCGAAGGGAACAAUAGGGUUUGAACAGCACAUCGACAAGUGUUUGGACCUCUCGCAUUAUCUCUACACUAAAAUAAAGGGUCGCGAGGGCUAUCAGAUGGUGUUCGAUGGAGAGCCCCAGCACACGAAUGUCUGCUUCUGGUACCUUCCACCAGGCAUUCGUGACAUGCCCGAUGGUCAGGAGAAGAGGGAGAAGUUGCAUAAGGUGGCCCCCAAGAUCAAGGCGUUGAUGAUGGAGUCUGGAACUACCAUGGUGGGCUACCAGCCUCAGGGAGACAAGGUCAACUUUUUCAGAAUGGUCAUCUCCAAUCCUGCCGCCACCAGGUCAGAUAUAGACUUCUUGACCGAUGAGAUUGAGAGACUGGGGCAGGACUUGUAAUGGCCACACCCAUUAGGAGGAUGUUGCCCUUUGACCUUUCAUUCUCAGCUUUGUCAUGUCCAGCUCUAAAAAGACCCUGAGCUUCAUAUUCCUGUUGUCUCUUGACUAAUCAUGUAGGACUUUGAAUCUUCAGCUGCUUAUAGGUCUUUUUAGACCACAGGUAACCUUCAGAAUAAUAAAUGUGGGUCUCAUAUGUUUCCUGUCUGUUCUGUCUUUUAGCAGUGACUAUGCCAUUGUUAGAUUUAACUAUUGUACAGUAUAGCCUAUGUAAGAGAAUACAUAUUCACAUACUGAGUGACCUUGAGCGACCUUUUCAGUAGAGACAGAGGACAAUGCAAGGCACCUCAUGGCAUAGAUAUGUACAGUAUUGUAAUAUACAGUACUAGUCGAAAGUUUGGUGACACCUACUCAUUCCAGGAGUUUUCUUUAUUAUUACGAUUUUCUAUGUUGUAGAAUAGUAGUGAAGACAUCAACAGUAUGAAAUAAUACAUAUGGAAUCAUGUAGGAACCAAAAAAGUGUUGAGAUUCUUCAAAGUAGCCACCCUUUGCCUUGAUGACAGCUUUGCACACUCUUGGCAUUCUCUCAACCAGCUUCAUGAGGAAUGCUUUUCCAACAGUCUUGAAGGAGUUCCCACAUAUGCUGAGCACUUGUUGGCUGCUUUUCCUUCACUCUGCGGUCCAACUCAUCCCAUACCAUCUCAAUUGGGUUGAGGUUCGGUGGUUGUGGAGGCCAUCACUCUCCUUCUUGGUCAAAUAGCCCUUACACAGCCUGGAGGUGUGUUGGGUCAUUGUCCUGUUGAAAACAAAGGAUUGUCCCACUAUGCGCAAACCAGAUGGGAUGGCUCUCCUCGAUGCUUCACGGUGGGAACCACACAUGCGGAGAUCAUCCAUUCACCUACUCUGCGUCUCACAAAGAACCAAAAAUCUCAAAUUUGGACUCAUCAGACCAAAGGACAGAUUUCAGAUUUUAGGCCUUCAAUGUCCAUUGCUCGUGUUUCUUGGCCCAAGCAAGUCUCUUUUUCUUAUUGGUGUCCUUUAGUAGUGGUUUCCUUGCAGCAAUUCGACCAUGAAGGCCUGAUUCAUGCAGUCUCCUCUAAACAGUUAAUGUUGAGAUGUGUCUGUUACUUGAACUCUGCAUUUAUUUGGGCUGCAAUCUGAGGUGCAGUUAACUCUAAUGAACUUAUCCUCUGCAGCAGAGGUCUCCUUUUCUGUGCAGAUCCUCAUGAGAGCCAGUUUCAUCAUAGAGCUUGAUGGUUUUUGUGACUGCACUUGAAGAAAUGUUCAAAGUUCAUGACAUUUUCCGUACUGACUGACCGUCAUGUCUUAAAGUAAUGAUGGCCUGUUGUUUCUCUUUGCUUAUUUGAGCUGUUCUUGCCAUAAUAUAGACUUGGUCUUUUACCAAGUAAGGCUAUCUUCUGUAUACCACCCCUACCUUGUCACAACACAACUGAUUUGCUCAAACGCAUUAAGGAAAGAAAUUCCACAAAUUAACUUUUAACAAGGUACACCUGAUAAUUGAAAUGCAUUCCAGUUGACUACCUCAUGAAGCUGGUUGAGAGAAUGCAAAGAGUGUGCAAAGCUGUCAUCAAGGCAAAGGGUGGCUAUUUUGAAGAAUCUCAAAUAUAAAAUAUAUUUUGAUUUGUUUAACACUUUUUCUGGUUACUACAUGAUUACAUAUGUGUUAUUUCAUCGUUUUGAUGUCUUUACUAUUAUUCUACAAUUUAGAAAACGGUAAAAAUACAUUUUUUUUUAAAAGAAGAAAAACCCUUGAAUGAGUAGCUGCGUCCAAACUUUUGAAUGGCACUGUAUAUAUAUUAUAAUGUACUGAAUAUUGGUGCUGUGUGUUGUCCAUGUAGUUAUUAAGCCAGGGGCACUGUAUGCAACACCACAUUGUAUCUGGUUUUCCCCUUUCAUAUUAAGUAGAGGGAAUAUAACACAGUCAUUGUAACAGGUACUGUAUUCUAUUGCUGCGUUUUUAGAGCUAAUGAAUUUUGUGGAGAUUGUGUAUAGUAUUGUUACAUUGCUUUUGUGGCAAAUAUAUGUCCUAGUUUUUCAGUAACACAUGUUCCAAUGAUUAUACAAACCACUAAAUAUAAGUAUUUAAUAGAUUAAUCACUUGAUUUAUAUUGUUAUCUAUUCCAUUUGUAAUGUGUCCUUACUUGUAUUUUGAAACGCUACUGUGUUUUGUAUAAGCAUAUUAAAAGGUAUUUUAGUGUAUUUGUGAACCAAAGAAGGGUAUACUUACAAAUAUAUAUAAAUAAGUCCCUUAAUAUAACCAAUAGAUGGAUUAAGAUAUUUAUAUAAGAAUAUGUAAGUCAGUCACCCUUAACCUUAGUGCAAUCUGUGUUGUGUAACUGUGAUAUGUCAUUGUGAAUCACAUUGACUGAAUGUUAUAGUGUCACAUGACUAGCUGUGGGAGGGAAGCUGAGCUCUGGCAGCAAAUGUGCUGUUUCUUUAGGGCUCUAUUCAAUCUGUAUUGCUGAAGCGUUACAGAUUGCGCGGUAGAAAUUGAAAGGUAAUUUCCCGUUGAGCCGACAUAUGUAGAGUUUGCCGUGAAUACAGUCUCCACUAUAAUGCGGAAACAUUGCCUUUAAAUUGAAAUCAUGCUGUAAUGCUGCACUUCCACGAUACGGAUUCAAUAAAGCCCUUAUUUAGUGGGAAGCACAGUGAUAAACCAUCUGGGGAAAUGUUUUAUCGUAGGGACAAAGGAUUGUUUGUAUUUUAACAGUGAUGCAUUGACUGUUUUGAAGCAUUUCACUUAAUUAACGGGGCCAUUUAAUUAAAUAUAUAAUCUUUCAAAUCUAUAAACUAUGUCGUGGAUUUUCUGGUCUUAAUAUGGACCCGUGUGUGGACAAUAUUAUCCCGUGAGAAUCGACAUGUUGCAAGAGACCAAUUGUUUGUCAUUGAGAUGUUGACAAAACAAACGCACGGUCAUGAUGAUGAUUUUGUUUCUGUGAUCAGAUUGAUUGAAUUACAUUCCUCGGUGAGUCGGAUGGAGAUCCCCUGUCAAGGUAGCCACUUGAACCUCAUACUAAGUGCAGAACAUUACCGUCUUAUUGACAGCACCAAUAAAAAUCUCAGCUUUAACAAUUUUUUGGGGGGCAUUUUUUUGCAGUUAUUGUUAAUGAGGUCUAAUGAUGAUCUGUAAUGAAUAAAUCUGUGGCUAUGAGUCCGGUCGACCAGU
Messenger RNA from Oncorhynchus kisutch (coho salmon), 5441 nucleotides. It is a transcript of the gene gad1a, whose product is annotated as glutamate decarboxylase 1a. The coding region runs from base 497 to 2257 and encodes 586 amino acids. Gene Ontology annotation, biological process: GABA biosynthetic process. Gene Ontology annotation, cellular component: presynaptic active zone; cytoplasm. Gene Ontology annotation, molecular function: glutamate decarboxylase activity; pyridoxal phosphate binding. The transcript has 17 exons. The record is from RefSeq and is a predicted model, not a curated record. NCBI's taxonomy places the organism in Eukaryota, Metazoa, Chordata, Actinopteri, Salmoniformes, Salmonidae.